This is a messenger RNA of Cricetulus griseus (Chinese hamster), 1414 nucleotides long. Lineage: Eukaryota; Metazoa; Chordata; Mammalia; Rodentia; Cricetidae. The record is from RefSeq and is a predicted model, not a curated record.
GAAAAUGAAAGCCAGCCCCAUCCGCAUUCCAACUGUUAGCAAUGACACCGACUGGGACUUCUGCUUCCACCUGUCACAGCAAACCAGGAACCCAGCACAAUAUACAGAUGAUUUGUUUGGUGUUUGUCAAUGUAGAGAGACCGAUGACGACACUACAGUCCAGAAUGACUGUAUGUCUUUUCCAAAACAGAAGUUAGCUCAGGCCCAGAAGAAAUUUGGCCAGCUCAUUGAGGAAAAAAUGAAUACCAAAGCAAACAAGGAGCUGAUUCGGUGUUUCAUCUUUUCUCGGAUUAUUUUUGGGAAAGAACACUGGAGAUGUGCACAGGCUUUAGCCAACCUGGCUUAUGGUUACCUGACACUAAGAGGCCUCCCAUCUCAAGCCAAGAAACAUGCAGAGUCAGCCAGGAGCACACUGCUGACCUGGAAGCAAAACAAAACCACAGACAAGGAGAGAAAAGGAAUCCUGGGAUCCCUCGUCAUACUCUACUAUACUCUGGGGACAGCCUGGCUCCUACAAAACCAUGGCAAACAGGCCUAUUUCCACCUGAAGAAAGCGGAAAAAAACAUGAAGGAACUGAAAGAGUUAAACAAAGGAGACAUUGGUGGAAGCCAAGUCUCAGAUAAAGACCUAACCAUUGCUCUGGGCAGAGCUUCCUUAGCCAUGCACAGGAUGAACCUAGCUCUGGCAUACUUUGAAAAGGCAAUUGGUAGUGUCAUCAUGGCCAAGGGUUAUGGCACAUCAGAGCUGAUUAGCCUAUAUGAAGAAAUCGCUCAGAUUGAGCAGCUGAGGAGGAACCAUGAGCAAGCCAUCCAGUAUUUGCAGCAGGCCUAUUCUAUUUGUGUUUCUUCAUUUUCUGAAAUCAGCCCCCAAACUGCUGAGGCGAGUGCUCUACUAGCUAAAGCUUAUGCCAUGUCCGGAGAAUCCCAGCACAGGGAUGCUGUUGAGAUAUAUUUCAUAAAAAGUAUUAGUACAUAUCAAACACUGGGCUCUGAAGACUAUGAGAGUCUCACCGCCAUUGAAGACUUUUGUACAUGGCUCAUCCAAAAUGGUGAAAACCAGGAGGCUUACAGAUUGCUAAAGUCUACACUGAAUUCUGGCAUCUAUGAUGACUGUGGUGGAAAAGUAGCCGAAACCUUUUAUAAUAUGGGCAGUAUCUGUUUUGCCAAAGGAGAGGUCAGAAAGGCGAUCUCACUUCACCUACAGUGUCUGAUGGUUCAAAUUCUUAUCUAUGGAAGUGAGCACAUUAAGAGCAAAGAGACUAAAAUCCUCCUUACCCUAUUGCAAAGGAACUUGGUGAAAUACUCUCUGGACUGCCAUGGCCAGCAGCCUGAAUUCUUGUCUUUUGGAGCCUCUACAAAGAAGUUAGAGCAGAACUGGCCACUUAACGCAGGAGUUAAUUCCAAGACAGAAUAA